Messenger RNA from Lutzomyia longipalpis, 2975 nucleotides. RefSeq names its product spastin (gene spas). Gene Ontology annotation, molecular function: ATP binding; microtubule severing ATPase activity; ATP hydrolysis activity. The record is from RefSeq and is a predicted model, not a curated record. The coding region runs from base 322 to 2544 and encodes 740 amino acids. The transcript has 5 exons. NCBI's taxonomy places the organism in Eukaryota, Metazoa, Arthropoda, Insecta, Diptera, Psychodidae. Gene Ontology annotation, cellular component: microtubule cytoskeleton.
AUAAAUCGCAUUGGGUGACAAAAGAAUUUUGAACGACCGUUCUGGCGAGGAGGUGACGAGAGGACAACUCCAGAAAGCGCACAAUCCUGGGGGACAGGACGUGAAAAAAGUCAUAGGGCUUCAAGUGUGUAAGUUGGUCUCCCAUUUUACAUACGCCACAUUCCCCAAAGUUUGGUGCUUUGCAUAACAUCCCCAUGGUCGUGAUGCGAGUGUGAAAACUAAGUUACUUUGGAACAAUGGAAGCUCCUUCUGAGCCCCAAAAUUUCGUCGUGAGUGUGUCUGCGCUUCCAUUAGGGUGGCAGUGGUGAUUGAUGAAAAAAGAUGCGUGAUGAGUGUGUAGAGGGUGGUGGUGAAUCGUGCGAAGGCGGCAGUCGAAGUAGAACGCGAAGUCGAACGCAGAGUGGAAGCAGCAAUUUUGUUGCCAUAAACGUUGAGAAUGUAGGGACACUGGACAGGGAAUCACGAAUGGUGCGGAACAAGGGUCAGGGAAACCAAUGUGGCAAGGUGCCCAGUCAGCGAAAGUGCGACCACAGUGACAAUUCCAGUGAGACAGACUCCCCAGGGGCGGCUGAGCCAGCAGCUUCAGUUCACAAACAAAAUCUCUACGUUGUCUCAUUCCCCAUAAUACUCCUGUUCAACAUUCUCCGAUCACUUUUGUAUCAAUUAUUUGUGAUAUUUCGAUACUUGUACAGUGCUACAUCCCGCGUGGCACACAGAAAUUGGCUGAGACGCCGCCGAGAGUGUGGAAUUGAGGUGAACACAUCCGCCACAAAUUCCGCGACUGUUCACCUCGAAGACGCUCAGGGUGACAAGGAGGGUGCCAUCGAGAUGUCUUCAGGAAGUAGACAAAGUGGCCCGGGGCCAGGAGAUCCACUUCUCGCAAAGCAGAAACAUCACCACAGGCGUGCUUUUGAGUACAUAUCGAAAGCUCUCAAGAUUGACGAGGAGAAUGAAGGUCAAAAGGAGAUUGCCAUCGAGCUCUACCGCAAAGGGAUACAGGAGCUUGAGCGAGGGAUUGCUGUUGAUUGCUGGAGUGGCCGCGGGGAUGUUUGGGAGAGGGCUCAGAGACUCCAUGACAAGAUGCAGACCAAUUUGUCCAUGGCACGAGACCGAUUGCAUUUUCUCGAAUUAAUGAUGGAAGAACUGAAAUUAGAAAAUUUAGAAACUACCUCAAGAAAUCACACAAAAGUCUCUAGUUGUAUAAACAAGCGUAAUAUUUUGCGAGACAAUAGCGUUAGUAAGAAUCUCCUGACGACGACCACGGGGACAAAUAGUGCUAAGGCAUUGUCUCAACCAUCGAAGAAUGUUGUGAUAAAUAAGAGCACUAAAGCAACUGAAGCUUCCGGGAGGAAAUUGACCGUGGGUACGAAGCGACCGGCAAAUCUGGGUGUUAUGGCAAAAUCACAGACUCUACCCAGGAGUAUGGGUGGUACAAAACCCGGUGGGAGUGGAACACAACCUCCGCAGCGUCCUGUACUCAAAUCCAUCGCAACUCCGCCUGCCGUGCGACGCCAACUUUCGAUCUCUGGCAAUUCGCCCAUUCGUAGAGCAGGAGCUAGUACUGGGCGCAAUACACCACCAUUGCGCUCUAGGACUCCUCUUGGGGGUCCUCCAGCUUCAUCUCCCACAACAAUUUCUGUAAAGGGCGUAGAACAGAAGUUGGUGCAAAUUAUAAUGGAUGAGAUCGUUGAGGGUGGCUCCAAAGUGGAGUGGAAUGAUAUUGUGGGGCAGGAUGUGGCGAAGCAAGCUCUUCAAGAAAUGGUGAUUCUUCCCUCUGUGCGCCCAGAGUUGUUUACGGGGCUAAGAAGUCCAGCACGAGGGCUGUUGCUUUUCGGUCCACCGGGAAAUGGGAAGACCCUGCUGGCUCGUGCCGUAGCCACAGAGUGUUCAGCAACAUUCUUUAAUAUUUCUGCAGCAUCACUUACGAGCAAGUAUGUGGGUGAUGGAGAGAAGCUUGUGAGGGCAUUGUUUGCAGUUGCACGAGAGAUGCAGCCCUCGAUAAUCUUUAUUGACGAAGUUGACAGCCUACUGUCGGAGAGAAGUUCGAGCGAACAUGAGGCAUCUCGACGUCUCAAGACGGAAUUCCUCGUGGAGUUUGAUGGAAUUCCGGGGAAUCCCGAAGGGGAUCGCAUUGUCGUACUAGCUGCUACCAAUAGACCCCAGGAGCUGGAUGAAGCAGCCCUUAGGCGUUUCCCAAAGCGCGUCUAUGUAUCUCUACCAGAACUGGAGACGCGUGAACUUCUACUGAAGCGUUUGCUGGAGAAACAGGGCAGCCCACUGUCCGUUGAAGCACUAAAACGACUCGCCAAUCAAACUGACGGCUACUCCGGAUCAGAUCUCACGGCUCUUGCCAAGGAUGCAGCACUGGAGCCAAUUCGUGAGCUUAAUGUUGAACAAGUAAAGAAUAUGGAUCCCACUAAAGUGAGAUCAAUCACUGAGCAAGACUUUAUGAAUUCCCUUAAGCGCAUUCGCCGUUCUGUUGCACCACAGAGCUUGACUGCUUAUGAGAAAUGGUCACAGGACUUUGGGGAUGUUACAAUGUAGAAGCAGAAAGCGCAAAUUUUGCCAUACUUUUUUUUCCUCUUUUGAAAACAAAAAAAGCCAUCAUUUACAAUUGCGGGACUUUCUCGCGAAAAAUAUAUCAUUUUAUUUCUUAAAUUUUAGUUAAUUUCUAAGCGAAUACUUGUACGAAAAUAACGACACCAGUAAAAAUUAAUUAUAACAAAAAGGAAAUGUAAAAUUAAAGAAGCAACAGAUCAGUCGGGAACAUGAUAUUUUAGUAUGUAAUAUUUUUGUAUGCCAUGUUUGAGGGUUGAUCACGUUGAUUUCUUAACAACAGCACAUACUAUCUGAUAAAUAUUAUAAUUACAUUGUAUUUUAAGGUAAAAUCGAGUUUAAAGGUUUCUAUUGCUUACAAAAAAAAUGAGGAUACAUCCGGAAAUUGUAAUAAAAGCUUCUGCUACUUAUCAUUCUCU